GAACAGAUAAGGCUGUGUCAUUAAAUGCUUCAUAUCUAGGAAAGCAAAAAUCUUAUCAAGUCUUGUCAGUUUCUAAUAUUUGCCUUUUUCUUGAAGGACUCUACAAUAAGGAAAGUUCAGGCUGGAGUUGCAGUAAAGACAAGGAUGCAUAUAGCAGCUUUGGGUCUCGUGAUUCAAGAGGAAAGUCCCGUUACUUCAGUGAUCGUGGAAGUGGAUCAAGGGGAAGAUUUGAUGAUCGUGACAGAACUGGCUUUUGCAAAUAUGAACGUAGUGGGUAUAGUCGUUGGUGUGACAGAGCAGAUGAAGAUGAUUGGUCAAAACCUCUUCCUCCAAGUGAACGCUUAGAACAAGAACUUUUUUCUGGAGGAAAUACGGGGAUUAACUUUGAGAAAUACGACGAUAUACCAGUAGAGGCAACUGGCAAUAACUGCCCUCCACAUAUUGAAAAUUUUAGCGAUCUUGAGAUGGGAGAGAUUAUUAUGGGAAACAUUGAACUGACUCAUUAUACUCGUCCUACUCCAGUGCAAAAACAUGCAAUUCCUAUUAUCAAAGAAAAAAGAGAUUUAAUGGCUUGUGCUCAAACAGGUACAUAUACUUGGUAAAGAAUAAAAGCAUAUCUACUGGGGUUGCUCUAAAGUAUGUUCUGUGAGAAGGCCUGAAUCCUCUAUUUAUCAUGACUUUGAGGAAUGGCUAGGGCUAAAGGUGUAGGGAAAGUGGGAAGGGUAGGGGAAAGGUAAUAAGGG
This is a messenger RNA of Fukomys damarensis (Damara mole-rat), 743 nucleotides long. RefSeq names its product ATP-dependent RNA helicase DDX3Y-like. Gene Ontology annotation, molecular function: RNA helicase activity. Lineage: Eukaryota; Metazoa; Chordata; Mammalia; Rodentia; Bathyergidae. The annotation marks the transcript as partial. The transcript has 4 exons. The record is from RefSeq and is a predicted model, not a curated record.